AUGGCAGUGGUGGAGGCUAUUAUCUCCUUUGCUGUGGAGAGAAUUGGCGAUGUGAUCAUACAGGAAGCAAGAUUCUUGUACGACGUAAGGGGCAAAGUGGAAGAAAUGCGAACUGAACUAAUGCGCAUGCGGAGUUUUUUAAGAGAAGCGGAGUCAGGACAGGGAAAUGACAGGAACAUACGCACUAGGGUUGCAGAAAUCAGAGACAUUGCUUAUGAUGCAGAAGAUGUCCUCGAGAUUUUUGCCCUCAAAGCAACAUCCAGGAGAAGUUCUUCUAGAUAUGCCUCCUUAAAAUAUUUGUUCUUUUUAUGUAAGGGGAAUGAUACAAAAUUGCUCCACAAGGUGGGAUCAGAAAUUGAGGGUCUUACAACCAGGCUUACUAGAUUAACCGAAAGGCUACCAACUUAUGCCUUAAGGGACAUCGAGGAAAGAGAGAGGCCAACAAGCUUUUCAGAAAAUAGGGUCAUUUAUCGGCAGUCUUAUUCUCACAUGAUUGAACAAAAUGUUGUUGGGUUGGAGGAAGACACAAAUUUAUUGUUCACAAAACUUGUACGCACUAACUGUCGAGUUGUGUCGAUAUGUGGGAUGGGCGGCUUGGGAAAGACUACUCUGGCUAAGAAGGUUUACCGUCAAUGUAGAGAUGGGAGCCAUUUUGAGUUUUUCAUUUGGGUAUUCGUGUCACAACAAUGGCAAAAAAGGAACAUUUGGGAGACAUUUCUUCACGAGCUUAUUUCUCCUUCUAAAGAACAGUUAGAAGACGAGAAGAUCGAGAAAAAGUUUAAAAAAGAAUGGAAAAAGAUUCAGAAAAUGAACGAUGGUGCUGUGGCCAAAAUGCUCCACGAUGAACUGAAGAAGAAAAAAUGUCUAGUGGUACUUGAUGACAUAUGGGACAAUGUCUGGGACGCAUUGAAACCUGGCUUCCCAACUGAGGAGACUAGUACCAAAUUUAUGAUCACCUCCCGCAACAAAAACUUGGUUCAUCUUGUGGAUCCAAGCGUAUUCAUCUAUGAACCAAAAUGCCUGAAUGAUGAAGAUAGUUGGGAACUACUUGAAAAGACUGCAUUAUCGACACAAAACAUCAAUCCAGCAGCCUACGGGGUUGAUCCGAGCUUGGAAAAGCUAGGGAGGGAAAUGGUAAAACAUUGUAGGGGUCUGCCACAGGCCAUCGUUGUCCUUGGAGGUCUUUUAAAAAGUAAAAGAACGUACGAUGGCUGGGAUACGAUGCAUGAAUGUAUCAAGUCAUACUUAAAGGGAGAAGAUUUCGGAAUUUUUCAGCUGCUGGCUUUAAAAGAUUUUCAGGUAUCCCGGGAUAGAUUGAUUAAUUUAUGGGUGGCUGACGGUAUUAUAUUACCUCCAAAAAUAGAGAGAGAAAGUGAGGAAGCAUUGGAGGAUAUCGCAUAUCGUUACUUGACAGUGUUGACGGAGAGGUACAUGGUUAAUGUGGAAAGAAGAGAUUCAUCUGGAAGAAUCAAAAGGUGCCAAAUGCACGAUCUUAUGAGGGAGUUUUGUUUGUCCAAGGCUGAAGAGGAAAAUUUCUUUCAAGUUCUACCAUUCUACGGAGCUAGAGAGAAGAGUUUGAAUAUUUCUUCUUCUUCAACCAAAGAGAAAGGCAGAGUUCGCCGACUUUCUUUGCAUUUAAAUAACUUUCCUGGAGACAUUGCCCUGGAAUGCGAAAAAUAUCCCCCAUUCAGGUCUAUUAUAGGUUUCUCCUUAGAUGGACACAGUGGUAUAAACCAGCUACUUAUUGAAACCUUCGUUCGAAGCUUCAAAUUGCUUAGAAUCCUAGAUCUCGAAAGAGUUAUGGGUUUUGGAAUACCUGAAACAAUAGGAAAGUUAAUUCACUUGAGACUCCUGAAUUUGAGGUCUGCUUGGAUCGGAAAUCUACCUCCGUCUAUAGGCAAAUUGAUUUGCUUGUUGACCUUAAGAUUAGAUCCUUUUGAUUCAGCAUCAACCAUUCCGGAUGUUUUUUGGAAGUUGAAAAGAUUGAGGCAUCUAUAUCUUCCUAGAAAAGCUGGAAGCGGCACAAGAAGCUUGCAAUUUGCGGAUCUGAGCGACCUACGGACACUGGUAAAUUUUCCAACAUCCAAUGCUGACGUAGAAGAUCUGAUCAGACUGACCAAUCUUAGGAAAUUGAAGAUAAUGAUAUCUGAUGAAAUCUCACUCAGGAGGUUUAAUGUAAUCUUCGAAUCCCCAACCAUCACAUUCAACCACCUUCGUGAUUUUUCGAUAAUUUGUCGUCGGCUACCUUCAUUAGAAUCUCUGGUUGUAGACAACAUUAAAUCACGUUGUCCUCGUCUUCAGCGGCUGAAACUGAAUUGGAGUGUAGUUUACGAGAAGAUUGAUGUCUUCAGAAUUGAGGAAGAAUAGGAUGCAACCGGCCCUAAGAAGCUUGACAGAAAGGAGCAGACUUAUCCUAUGCAAGGACGUACAUUAAUGUUUCUGUCAGGAAGUUUUCCAUGCAUGUUUGUGGGAGCAGCAGUUUCCAAGGGGAGUUUGCAAUAAAGUUUGUUUGUAAAAAAUGAAUGUAUUUGUAAAAAAUGAAUGUAUGUAUGUAUGGGAGAUGUUAGAACUAAGGUCGCAGGUUGAUGCUUGCUUUAUUGCUACUUGGGAACCAUCGGAUCAGUGGUAGGCAUUAGACGUCAGCCAGAUGUUUUAGAAUCGUGCAGUUUGGUUGUUUGCCCUAUUCUGUUUGUGUAAUAAUGCUUAAAAGUUAAAACCCUACUAUGCUGUUAUUGUUGAUUUAUGCUUUACAGUAAUGUUAUUUCUGUUUUUAUUUUCAUAAUGAUUAUUGAUUAUUAAUUUAUUUUUAUUUUCAAAAUAAUGUCUUUAUUUUGAUUUUGCUUAGAAUCCUAGAUCUCGAAAGAGUUAAGGGUUUUGCUAU
Durio zibethinus is the source of this 2881-nucleotide messenger RNA. NCBI's taxonomy places the organism in Eukaryota, Viridiplantae, Streptophyta, Magnoliopsida, Malvales, Malvaceae. The record is from RefSeq and is a predicted model, not a curated record.